GAGGGGGAGGAGGAGGGGGAGGCUCCUGAUACCAAGACACGGAAAAGCAGGGGAGGGAAAGAGAGAAAGAAAAAGGGGCUGGUGGAGAAAGAACAGCGGGGAGUUGGAGAAAUCGGGGAAUAACAUUCAACAGAAAGCACACAGAGGAGUGGAGGGACAGAACCUAACGCUUUGGACAUCCCCUCCUUUCUUCUCUCAGACUGUCACGCCAGAUUGGACUCGGAAGGACCGACACUGCGUCCACGCCAGACCCCAUGGGGUAACAGAUGUUUGGAAGAGAGGCUAUUGUUCAGCUACACAGAUGAACAACAGGAAGGAGGACAUGGAGAUCUCAUCUCACUAUCGUCAGCUCCUCAGAGAGCUCAAUGAGCAGAGACAGCAUGGCAUCCUCUGUGACGCCUGUGUCAUUGUGGAUGGAAAGAUCUUCAAAGCCCACAAGAACGUCCUUCUGGGCUCCUCCCGAUAUUUCAAAACUCUUUACUGCCAGGUUAAAAAAGGGGCAGAGCCUCACCAUCAGACUACUGUCACUCACCUGGACAUUGUCACGGCGACAGGCUUCAAAGCCAUCCUGGACUUCAUGUACUCGGCACACCUUGCUCUCACCAGUAAGAAUGUGAUCGAGGUCAUGUCGGCCGCCAGCUAUCUGCAAAUGACAGACAUUGUCCAGGCCUGCCACAGCUUCAUCAAAGCUGCUCUGGACAUCAGCAUCCGCUCUGAGAUGGCUGAUGAGCUGGCUGACUUUGAAAUGGGAGCUGUUGCUGCAGGUUUAGGAGGAGGUGGAGGAGUUGGAGGAGGUGGAGGAGGAGUGGGUAUAGUAGGAGCAGGGGUUGUACCGGGAGCAGGUUUAGGAGGAGGGGGAGGUGGGCUAGUGGGCAUGGCUUCUGAGGCCUUAGCCUCCAUCAUGUCUGGUCGCAGCACCUCCCCGUGGCUGGCACGCCGCACCAGCCCAGCCAACUCUUCUGGGGACUCAGCCAUCGCCAGCUGCCACGAGGGAGGCAGUACUUAUGGAAAAGAGGACCAGGAACCCCCAAAGAGUCAUGAGAGCCAGGAGGAAGCCUGCCAUGACUCUCAACCCGCCUGGCCACAUGACUACAGGCCCCUCAAUGUCAAAGAGGAGCAGGUCUCCCCUGCUUCCUCUUCUCAUCCAAGGGACACUCCCAAGGGAGCAACCCAAAGUCAGGCGGAGCAAGGGGCUGGGGGAGCUGGUGGAGCGAGUGGAGAAGGGCCUUGGCAACCCCUUUCAGGGUCAGGGCGAAGGAAGAACAGGAAGAACAAAGACACAGUUAGACAUAUUACCCAGCAGGCUGAGAGGAACUGGGACCGGGAGCGGGAGCGGGAAAGGGACAGUAGGCCUGGAUCUCCUCUGCCCUCCAUGCUGGGUGUCACUGGAUGGAACUACAAUGGACAGGACAUCCCAGGGGCAGACGUGACCGAACCCAACAGCUCAGACAGCCGCGGCGAACGCCUCGACUUCUUCCUCAAGCAGGAAGAGGCUCUCACCACAGAGCCCGGCUUCUUGGGCACCAACGAAUCGGAGGAGGCCAGCGGAGGAGCCGGGGGUGGAGGGAUCUCAUCUGUGGCCAACCUGAAGGCGGCCCUGAUGAGUAAGAACAGCCUGCUGUCGCUGCGGGCUGAAAUGAUGGGAGAUGAUAACCCCUUGCUGUACGAGUACCUGCCCAAAGGAGGACACUCCCUGUCUUUGAAUGACUUCACAGUGAUUCGUAAAAAGUUCAAGUGCCCCUACUGCAGCUUUUCUGCUAUGCACCAGUGCAUCCUUAAGAGGCACAUGCGCUCCCAUACCGGUGAAAGGCCCUACCCCUGUGAAAUUUGUGGCAAGAAGUUCACUAGAAGAGAGCACAUGAAGAGGCACACGUUGGUCCACAGCAAAGACAAGAAGUAUGUGUGUAAAGUGUGCAGCCGCGUCUUUAUGUCAGCAGCCAGUGUUGGAAUCAAACAUGGCUCCCGUCGUCAUGGCGUCUGCGCUGACUGCUCAGGCCGGGGCAUGGCGGCACUGCUGGACCACAACGGGGAGGUGGGUGGGGACAUCUCUCCAGAGGAGGAGCUGUAUCCUGGGGAUCGUUUCCACGAUGACCAGGCAGAGUGUGACGGGGAAGGGGAAGAGGAGAUGAUGGUCGAAGGGGACACGGAGAUUCUAGGAGAAGGAGAGGAAGAAGGGGGCAAGUGGAAGGACUCAGGGAUGACCGCUGAGGCACACAGAGCACUGGACAAUGAGAAAGAGGAGAGUGAUUCCUCGGCUCAGGAGGGGGAGCAGCAGAACGGGAGUGAGAGGGACUUUGCUUGGAUCUCCUAGAACUUGUCAGGCUCCUGUUAGUGGCUCAAAAACCAGUCUCUGAAGAUCUCUUGCGAUCUCUCUGGCAGAUUCCUCUGCUCUUUUACCCAUUCGUCCCACCGUGGGCAGGCCUUCCUUUGAAUGGAGAAGCUGUAGGAUGAUGCGCAACAAUGAUCUAACACCAUUCUGAGUAACACUCAAUACACAAACACACACACACCUGAUGCUAUUCUGAACCUCAAAUGCCAUAAAAGAAGAGUGACAAAGAGAUGGCUUGAGUGCAAGGCUUUUUUUCUCCUUACCUCCUUUACUUCAGAUGCAGUGUUUUUUGUGUUUCUUUUUCUUGAGGGUUCAGGCCAGAGUCCAACACUUUUCUACUCUGUUAGAACAGGAAUCGACGAGGACGCUGCCAAGGACAUGGCCAACGCUAGACUGCAACUUUGUAUGUUUGCCAUCACAAUCACCAUGGUAACCAAGGAUAACAGACAGAGUAGGGAAAUAGCCAGAAGAGGGGUGUCUCCGUCCCUCCUUGGCUGUAAUGUUUCUGAGGGAAAGUGUCUCUUUGAGUGAAGACUGAGAGAGUCUAAAUCUACUGCAAAGAUAUGAGUGUCAGGGAACUGGGAAGCCCAACGGCACAUUGUUGAUGCAGAGUCCUACUGCCACAGACUUGCACUUUAAUGACAAACGGACUUCUAUCAAAGCCCUGAACCCGUGGUUUACAUUUUUGAUCUGAUCUUUACUUACCUAAACAACUCGGUGACCGCACCUACCUUUAAGGAUAUACUUUAUGUCCUCUUGACUGUUAUCACAAUAUAGAAAUCACUGAAUCUUUGUGCAGACUGCUGUUUAUAUAGCCUAUGCCUUUCAGUGGGGUCCUUAAUCUUUUCUUCACCUAAGUUCACCACCUGAUUUCUAUCAAUUCAUUCCAAUAGAUAUUGGAGAUUUUACAAAUGUACAUAUGAUUCUUGGGAUUUAAAAGAGGGGGAUAAAAGCUGUGUGAGACAGAGAGAGACAGAGAGACUGAACAAUCUUUUUACAAUUUAUGUGAGAGUUUUAAAAUGGACAUCUGUGUCUGCUUUUCUGUUCUAAAAGUGAAGUUGAGCUCACAGCGGACCUACCCCACACUAAUAAUGCUUUCUGUCUCUCUCACUGUCUCUGGUUCAGUGUCUCCCACACUGGAAGUUGUGAUGAUUGGACCUGAGAGCCAAGCCUCUCACACCAGAAGAGGAACUGCCUUUGUUAUUUUUAUUUUAUGUUUUUUUUUUUUUUUUUUUUUUCAACAUUCAUGUUAUUCAAGUUUCUGGAUAUAGCAUAUGCAGACUCUCUCCAUGGUUAAUCUCACUUUUGGUUAUACACUUUCUCCAGUUUUCUAAGAUUAAAAAAGGGAUCAGAAUUGUGCUUAUAAUUCAGAGUUUCAGUAUUUGUAGAGAGUGUAAUAUUAAUUUGUUAUUUAUUGAAAAACCUGUUUGUGGAUUUUUGAGAAGUCAUUCCCUUUUCUUUCUUUCUGUGUGUGUGUGGAACAGGAUGGAUGUUUGUUUGCCUGAAUGAUUGUUAAGAAUCCAAAAAAAAAAAAACCUACUUAAUUUUUAAAAAUUAUUUCCAUGUUUUUGGGGAAGUUUAUGACAAUUCAAGUGAGGCUGAGGACAUGUGUUAUUAUUAUAAUAAAUAUCAGAAUUAUGAUUACGGUUGUUGAUGUUACUAUUAUUAAUUAUUAUUAAGUGCUGGAUGCUAAGCUUCAUUGUGUGUUCCUUUGUUUUAUUUUUUUUUUUUAUUAUUAUUUUUUUUUUUGUUAUUUUCUUUUUUGGAGUAUAUUUUAUAUCUUGUAUAAGAAAAAAAAAAGCUUUUAUACUUUGUCUUGUUGUGGACAGCAAGCCAUGGGGCUUUUAUCAACCUUUUUAUUGUGCCAGUUUAUGCUUUUUCUGUCGUACUUGCUUCUUUUUUUCUUCUUUUUUUAAGCAAGAGAGCGGGGGGAGACACAUUCACUGUCCAACUUCUCGGUUAGAUAUUGAUUGAAGCAUACAUUCAGCACAUGCUUUUGCAUCACCAAUGUACACUAAUUGAUUUAUAUCGAACCAAAAACAAUCUUGUACUUUGUAUACAUGAAGUGCUUUUGUUUCACAGUCUGUUAGUGCAGGUGCUUUGGAUUUAUUGUUGUGGUAAACUGCUUUAUUGUUGGAUUGUUGUUUUUUUAUUUUUGAACCUUUCACUAUUUGUCACAUUUUGAUAAGUGCACAUGUUAUUUUAUUAUUGUGAAUAUGAAGGGCUGUGUGAAAGGACCAGCCAGCUUUUGAAGAGUGCAUCUUAAAUAUUGAACAGAAUAGGACUGAUAAUAUUAUUUUUGUUUGUUUGUUUGUUUUCUCUGGUUUUUACUGGCUCACAGCUCAAAUAAGACACAAUCAAGUAGUGAUGCAGUGUGUGGAUAAAACGCUACUCUUAGCAGCGUGCUGAGUCCACUAUACUGGUAUUUCUAUCAGCCGGUGUUGUGCUGGCUCGACUUAAUUUAAAAAAAUAAGAAGGAAAAAGGAAAAAAAGGAAAAAUCAAAAAAGAUAAAAAAAAACAAAAAAAACAACAACAACAAAAAGACAGUGAAGUGGGUGCUGCAGUAGUGACUCUGGGAAACAUGUUGUUGCCAGUGCUGGUCACACACAUCAGGCCUCUCUGCUACAGGUGCCAUGAACUGCACUUCCCAUUAACCCCUGCUGAGAAACUCAGCACAAUUUGUGAUGCUUUCUUCAUAUCUGGCAACUUUAUUUCUCAUUUAUUCUGUUUUGUUUGACCCAUUAAUCAAACAGUUGUUCUUUUUCUGAGAUUAAAAAAAAGAAAAAAAAAAAAAAGAAAAGGAGAAAGACAAUGGGAAGAAAUUUUUAUGAAUGUUAAUUGUGGGUGUGGAAGGAGCCCAUGAUCAGUGACAAAUCUCUGUCCUGUGGUGCUUUUAUGGCCACUGAGAGACAUCUGGAUGUAUGUGUGAGUCCCCGGCUCCGUGCUCUUCUCACGACCUGUACUGUAUGUCCACUUCCUCAUUCUGAGUUGUACUUCAGGAAAACACCUGCCAUCGACCCCUCGAUAUGUGCCUCAAUAACAUUUCACCUGCAUGCUUGUGAGAGUGUCUGAUUUCUGAGAGAUGACUGAAUAUUUGUAUCAAUGGUUAGAGAUUACAGAGAUGUGACUGAUCUGAUUGGAGGUGCAAAAUGUUUUUGACAACAAAACUUCGAGACAAAUCAAGAUGGGCAACUAGAUUCUCCUUCCCACUGUGUGUUAAUGACCUUUUGUGCCCUGAUUCUGUGGUCUUAUCUGCAUGCCUGUGUUCAUUUUGUCAUACCAAAGCAACAUAUUCGGCAUCUGCACACAACUGUUUCAUUCCACACAAUGCAAAACUGGAACUGUUUGCUCUUUUGCAGAUGAAUAUGGGUAUUCUUAGACGUGUACAGAUUGCAAUCCUCAUUUUAGCCUGUAUAGCUUGAUUCUCUUGUGCAAAUCAUGAAGCCAUAGAUAUGGGUAUAUCUAUAUGAUACUAUAUUUCAAAACUGGCGCUUUUUACUUUAGAUUUUGUUCUUCUACUAAGAGUGUGGUGUGUAUACCUUCAUAUAUAUGAAUUUAUAUUACUAUUAUAUAUUAUUUAUUUUCUCUCUCAAGUUUCAGAGGGUCUUUGAUUUGUAAAAGUCGCACUUGAAGCUUGAGGUUUGUUUAUUUUCAUUGGGAAUAUUGUUCAAUAUGAUACUGACUUUAUAUUGAUUAUUAUCAUAUUCCUGUGUUUGUAACAAAAUGUGCUAAAUAAUCAAAAAAAAAAAAAAAAAAAAAAAAACUGUCCUGUUUUUACACCUGUUUUGUUUUGGGCAGAUUUAAGUGCUCUUGUGCGAAUAUUUUUUUGGUUGAUAGUACUGAUCACAGAACAUUUUUACAGCCAACCAUGAGCCUCCUGUUUUGAUGUUGGGUCAGGCCUGUCAGCCGUCCAAGCCUCUUUCUAAGUUCAUGUUUAGUGGAAAAUAUAGCUUAAUUAUUAUUUGCAAAAAUCAAUCAGUCUCAAUAAAUUUUGAAAUUGCUGCUGUAAAGAAGU
This is a messenger RNA of Melanotaenia boesemani (Boeseman's rainbowfish), 6345 nucleotides long. RefSeq names its product zinc finger and BTB domain containing 46 (gene zbtb46). NCBI's taxonomy places the organism in Eukaryota, Metazoa, Chordata, Actinopteri, Atheriniformes, Melanotaeniidae. The transcript has 6 exons. Gene Ontology annotation, molecular function: RNA polymerase II cis-regulatory region sequence-specific DNA binding; DNA-binding transcription factor activity, RNA polymerase II-specific; protein binding. The record is from RefSeq and is a predicted model, not a curated record. The coding region runs from base 302 to 2311 and encodes 669 amino acids. Gene Ontology annotation, biological process: regulation of transcription by RNA polymerase II.